AUGGUUUGUGCCACUUCGUAGCUCACAUCCCCCUUUUAGUUGGAUUUCCUGGCCAAACAGUCUCCUGAGCGUAGUAAUUUAAUUUAUUUAAAUAACAUUUGUACAGUCGAUGAGCCCCCUGCCAAAAUAAUGCGUGAGGGUCCAAAUGUAGAACUUCGAUUUUUGAUCUCCAGCAAGGUUUGUUGCACUUUCCUCGUGGACUUUCCCUUAGACUGCAGGACUGAUUAUAGGCAAGCGCGGCGAAAGCAUUAAGAAGCUGCGGGAGGAGGUGAGACCGUCCGUCCGUUUUAUUUUUCAUCUGGAACAGUUUGGUGUUAAGCCCUCAACUAACUAGGAAUUCUAUAUUUUUUAUUUCAUAUAACCUCCCAUCCUUCCCGCCACUGGCCCGUCCGACCCUGAAUAAUGUCCGUCCCAAUACGUCCGACCCCGACUAAUGUCCGUCCCGAUACGUCCGAUCCCUGUCUCCCGCCCUGCCCCAUACCGCUUCUCCCCGCCCGCUCAUUUUACCCGCAUUGUGGCCACGUUGAACAUACGAUGGACUGAUUUAUUUUCAAAUGGGUGGCCCCCUGCAGUAUUCUGUUACAAUUAAUAUUCCAGAUAGCAAUGGACCGGAAAGGUACGAUUUUAGCUCCCCAAGCUGAACAUUUUGGCGCCUCCUGUGGGAUGUAACACUUUGUUUUCGGUUUUUAGAAUCCUGAUUCUAGAGGGCGAUGUUAACUCAGUCAUCGAAAUAAUGCACAACACCUUAAAUAGGGUAAGCUUUAAUCUUUUAUCGAUACACGUUUAGCAGGUACAAAACAUCCAGGAGGAUUGUGUUGACGUCCGCUUGCUUGUUCAUCAAAGCCAGGCAGGCUGCAUCAUCGGCAAGGGCGGCACAAAAAUAAAAGAAUUGCGCGAGGUAUUCACGUCAGCCUAACUUUAACCAAAAUAGCAAUCAGUUCUGAAAACGCUUAAAGUUUACCAAAUGCUCUGUCCGAGCUCAACGGAUAGGGUCGUCCAACUUGUUGGCAGUGUUUCACACGUCGUCAGUUGCCUGCAGGCCAUCACUGAACUGCUUGAGGUAAACUUUGCAUUUUUAGAAGUUACGUAUUCAGGGCGCGCCACCGAAAGGACCCCGUCAAAAUUACGAUGCCAGGAGUUAUGACGAAGACCUGGCACAUGACUACGGAGGCUGGUGUAUGAUGGGCAUGGGAACUUCCAGCGGAGGGUUCAUAAAUCGUCGUAACAACCUCUCUUCAAAUCACUACCCACAGGUAAAGCAAGAGAGGUCGGUGCUUUCUGCACCUCUACACAAGUCUUUUUCCAGAUAUACUUGUCACUGGGUUCGGCCGGUCACACGACCUGAUGCAUAAAUCACACGGAUAAUUUGCAUUACCUGAAAUGUACCAACCGGCACCUAGUUUGGUACCCAUUUUUAUAUGCAACGGCAACUCAUGAAGCUCGAUGUUCAUGGCUUCAUGUUGCAGGUUCACCGCCUUGCAAGUUUCUGCACUCUACUGCAGCCGAUCCACGGCAGGUUCGCGAUCUAAGUUGAGCGAGCUAGCACACUAACUGCACAGACCGAAAACUGUGGGACGAGAUAGGCUGAAGGUCAACCGGCCAGCCUCCAUGACAUUUGCCCAAGUCUUCAGUUACUUACGUCUACACCUUAGCCAGCGGGGACCGAGUUCUGGGGAGUAGAUAUGCUGGAAGGUUUAACAUCGGGUUCUCUAUAGCGCACGGCCGAACUAUCCCAAUUAGCGAGUAAGAAGAAUCAGGUUGACAACUAGCGUUCUGCACCGACUGUAACCUUCGUCAGACGCUGUUGAAAACCUGUACCGACUAAAAGUUCGCAGACGACGGUUGCCUUCUGAGCCUACGGGCCAGGCUUAACGUCCGUGUUGAAUAGUUGUCUUAUCGAAGAUUUCGUACAGUUGGGGCUGUCAUAUAACCGGGUUCAAGUUAGUUCCAGUUUUAAGAAGUUAGACCGAGACGUCGCUCGUUUGAUUAUUUGGUGGAAAGCCUCCAUCAGCCCACAGACCCUAUUGUCUGCCGUACCAGCGAUUCCCGGGACUAACUCCAAGGACCACAUCGGUUACUUUGCGUAUUUUUGGGGUACAGCUCGGUUUACUUGUGCGAAAGAGUUUUCUAGCACCACAGCGGCAUCAUCAUCGGAAUCUGCGGGACACUUGCCACGACCUACUGCAGCACUUGCGUUACCUGCCAGCAAGCGCUGAAGCAUUCUGUCCGACCAAGUUGGACAAUUCCCAAAAGUACGCAUACCGGAGGAACGCAGGGGGUGACAUCACAAUAAUGACUUUGGACAUCCGAAUAGACCUGUUAUCGAUCUCCUCAGUAGAUUUGAAUGGAUCGAAAUACCCUUAGCGGCGUGCCAUUAUUCAACUUAAUCCGCUUCAAGAAAUUUCCGUAGGCAGUCAGACUCAUGGGAGAAGUUCACGAACAGAGAGUGAGUUGUGGGUAGCAGUGCUAAUCAACACAUCCCGGCCCCGACCUGGCAGACAUCUGGCGUGAAGGAUUGGGGAGGACGUCCUUUAGAACUCAAACAGCAGCGUCAAACAAACGCAUUACGGCAGUCGCUGCGCAACUAUUUUACUGAAGGCGUAACUCCAUCCGAAGUUAGGGUUAGAGUUCCAGGUAAUCGGCCGUCUCGAGGCGUCAAACAUCGUGUGUAAGUUUUCGCCUGAAGGCAAUCCUUACCAGAUGCUUUAUUCUUUUCUACUUUCCGUAACACAUUAAGUCUUCACAGACCAGUCAUUUGGGAACCGGGACGUCCUUUAAUUGUAGUUUAACUGAUAGGAUUAAGUUUUCCUGGCCCGAAAGCGGACUCACUGAUCCACCUGCCAUACAGCCCACUGACAGUUCUGAAUACGUCAGUGACCGCUGUUGCUGUGGCACGAGUCCAAAUUCGUGAUACAGAAAAUUACACAAGAUGGUCCCUAGCGCGACCUUCCGAUGUUUAGAGCUUAGAGCGGUGGAUGCCGUUUCACCAUCCAUCUGCUGGCGCGCCUGGUAGUCUGCGCUUAGGCUACUGGAAGGGCCCUUAUCUCGGGUUUUUGCUUUUUGCGCCUAUCAUAUUCGAACUACGUUUCAGCCCUGUUAGAGUCGUGAAUUCAUGUCGGCGCCAAUUGUAAAAACGCGUGAUUUUUAUCAAGAUCUUCCUUAAACCAUCUUGCUGUGUUUUCGGAAUUUCGUAGUUAAGGGACAUUUUUCUGCCAUAUUUACUCGCUGUGAAUGCCCAGGAAAUGCUUUUUACCUCGGUACCUGUUUUCCCAUACCGAUAUAGGGCAUCAGAUAGCUAGAGGGUAGACCGAUCAAAACUCCCGAGAACUCUUUAUUUAGUAAUGUCCAAUUGGGCUACGCAGGUAAAACAAUAAUGACGUUUCUUAGUAACCCGUGGGCCUUGUUGACCUGCCGCCGCUGUACCAUUCGGUUGUCCGGUGUUCUUUUUCUAUCUCUUAGAUUUAUUAACACCUGCAAUUGUAAGUCGUUAUGACAGACUUCCUUGGUCGGUGAAAAUGUUUGAAAUUUCCGCAGGAUACUUUGCGAAUAGAGUGACACCAUAAACUGUUGUUGACUAGCUUCAUAGCCGUUAAUGAUUUCACUGUGAAAGGCCGGCUAGUCGUUAUCUUUCACGUAACCAUCCAGGAUUUCAUUAAUAUUUUUCGCCAUUAAAGUGUAUUUUGUCCGAUCCUUUCAAGGGGUUCUUUCGGCGAAGGGUCCAUAUCAAAUACCUACUCAGUCUAUACAAGCGGAAAUACGACUUCUAGGAACCAAUUAAGGAAACAGGCGAAUGAAGUCCUCGCGUCGGCUAUCGCGCCUCGCAUACUCGGUUCGACCAAUAGUCCUGACGAGUCCUGCUGACCGAGUUCUAAACUAAAUAUGGCUAUACAUGAUCUUGGUGUUGUGGACACUCAUUUCCGAUUAUUAACCGACACCUAAGGUUGCAUUACCCCUGCCUAAAUAAAUGGUUGGGGACGUUCUUAUUAAUUUCAGUGACUAGAGCCUCGGAUUCCAUAUGCAAAUGCGCCAUUAUGAUGCGGUAGAAAAAGUCCAAGACAGGUUUUAAAGGCAAAUUUUUCAUAAUGUUUCCUACUUUGCAGAUAUCCCGAACUUCAGGACUCUGACUCCAUCACUUUACUGAGCUAUUUUAAAUAAGUCAGAUCCAUGUAAGUCCCAGGGUUUGUCCAGACCCUGACGGGCUCUAUUUUUUCAUCGGUGCUGCGUGUUCGGUUAUAUUCUUUUUUAUGCCUCAUAGGGUUCAGUUCUGGCUGCUGGGCUGUUCAGCGGUGUGUCGGGGGCAGGCGCCAAUCCACGUACGGUAUCUCAAGCAGCAGCAGUUAGCCAAGCGCUUGCCAGUGGCUUGCCGCACGCGUCUGCUGCUGCUAUGUUGGCAGCUACAGGCGGCCAAAAUCCAGGUGCUCCGGCCUCCGGACCGGCGGGUGACGCUGCUGCUGCAGCCGCCAUGAUGGCUGCGGGCAUGAUGCGUGGGUAUGUCAUUUUGCUCCUUUUUCCCCCAUUGCCAGACAAGAACCCUUUCAUAGUUGUCCUUCAUGAUCGUCAACAUGACAAAUACCUAAGCACACGGCCCUGCACGCUGAUCCGCUAUCCAGCCUCUCAAUUGUUAAUGAGACAAAGGACAAUGACAGUGAUUUCACGUCUACAGUAGAUGACCAGUCUCGUGAGAUCGCAACCUAAAGUUCAAAAUCCGUUCUUGCUACGAAGGAUUAAGUGGCAUUCUAGUAUUGGUUAUCGUGCGGCAUAAUCUAAAGUUGCUUCAGUCGCGCCACAACGCCCGUUUUUGAUGUGCCUCUGUCCGACCGCUCGCAAAACGCACGUAAAAUAUCUGCAGGCCUAUUCUUUCUUGUACUCAUUGGGCACCAGACCACGUCCUAUUGACAUUGUAUGCUCAAAGAGAGGGCAUCUUUCAGUUUUCAGAAGUUUUUAAUUAUGGGAUUCUUUAAGACCGUGAAAUGUCCAUUCAAAUAUCACUGUCUGCGUCCGUAUAUCAAUGCUUCCUAUAAGGCAUACACCCCAUACUCCACCUUCAUAGCAAAAUUUCAUGAACACUGCGUAUUAUCUCCUUGAUGGCAUAGAGCAAUCCAUGAUGUUCUUUACAUAGGAAAUAUGCAGUAGCAGAUCGUGUUCAGCGUUAGUGAGGGAUUGAUAAAACUUCCUUAAAACCGAAAGAUACCCUUUCUUUGGGCGUAUAAUUUGAAGGCGUGAUAUACCACAAAACGAGCACAAGAAAGCCUGUUUUUUGCGUUUUCUGAAGAAUAUUUUGAAUUCUUAUGGGCGUCGAACAUGAACGAAAUCAGUACCUGAGGAAUCGUUUUCACCAUACGAUUUUUUGUAGGCGGUCGGAAGGCCGACGUCCUGGCGUGCUCGAAAUAGCUUGGGAUAAUGGUACAACGCUACUUAAGUAAUUCUCUCUGAUCGGAAAUGCGUUUUAGAGUUUUUGUCACGGCUUAAUGAAAUUGGUCACUGACUGUAGAUUCCAGAAGUUUUUAAAAUUAAAAAAGGCCAUCAUUUAAGAAGCAAUUUGCAGGGUGAGUUCAUAGCUUGCACGCCCUUACUAUUCGCUUUUUACCAUCUCUCGUGUCAUCCCCCACCAAGUGUCCUUGGUUUCAAAUUAGAUCAGGUGGUGCUUUUUGUGUGGUCGUGUUCGGUUCCAUAGGAGGCGGAAAUUUCAUUCACGUUUCACCACGCUGAACGGUGUGCACACGGUGUCAAGUUAGGAUCUGAAAAUUGAGCAGUUCAGCUUUGCUCUAGUCUUUUUUUUCAUAGAUUCCAUUUGUAUUUACUCAGUAUUCCAUGCAGCUCCUGCGUAUUCUGUGUAUCUAAAUUACCUAGAUAUAUGGGUCUGUAAAUUCACUCACUAAGUCCGACCAUUGAGAUUUCGACGUCCCAGAAGCUGUUAUUUCGCUAUGCUGUAUGUCAGCGUCAAAAUAUUCACUUCCCGAUUUUCCUGUAGGAUGUCCGGACGCGUCGGAAUGAAUAUAAUCGCGCCAACAACGACAACACAAGUCUCUGUUGGCAAUAAGAUGAUUGGCGCAAUCAUGGGCCGUGGUGGCAGCAGAAUUAACCAAGUGCGUAAAGAGUCUGGGGCGGAUAUAAAAAUAAGCCCUCAGGAACCAGGAGUUGAGGACCGGAUAAUAACAAUCACAGGAACACCUGAUCAAAUUCAAAGCGCCCAGUUUUAUUUGCAACUCUGGUAAGUUGUAGAACGUUUCUUCGCCAUCGUGACAUGUCUAGGUCAUUUAAUACUGCUAACAGUUGGCAUUAAAAGAUGAAACAGCCUACCUUUUGUGGACAGAAGACGACUGUAUAUUAAAAUGUAGUCCUGGACACGUUUUUAUGGUAGCGAUAAAUUCGCUUCUUCACAGUUUUCAUAGCGAUCCCGAUUAACCGCCUGUUCCCUUCGUAACCGAGUGUCUGAUACUACUCGGACCUGAGUUAGAGGGCUUCAAGCACGGCGCCAGUCCGUCUAUGCCUAGGUUCAUAAGUCUAUGCGAAAUGUUGAAACACUUAAUAAGUCACCCAGCACCUUGAAAAAUAACUUUCCAUGCAUCCACUAACCACAUGGACUCUUUUAUCUUACAGCGUCAAACGUUUCGGCGAACAAACCUAG
Messenger RNA from Spirometra erinaceieuropaei, 6628 nucleotides. Lineage: Eukaryota; Metazoa; Platyhelminthes; Cestoda; Diphyllobothriidea; Diphyllobothriidae. The record is from the annotation of a GenBank genome assembly.